Molecule: messenger RNA, 498 nt
Organism: Rhipicephalus microplus (southern cattle tick)
Lineage: Eukaryota; Metazoa; Arthropoda; Arachnida; Ixodida; Ixodidae
Product: translocator protein-like
Cellular component (GO): mitochondrial outer membrane
Source: RefSeq, a predicted model, not a curated record
AUGGAAUACGACGAGGCCACCCAGGCGGCCUGCUGGGUGCUUCUGCCAAACCUGGGCAGUCUGGCCGGCUUCUACAUCAUCAAGACCAGGCAUGACGAUGUUAUCAAGCGGUGUCAACUGGUACGCAAUUUUCCCGGAAGCACAAGCCAGGUUGCGCUAUGGGUGGUGUUCAACAGUGCCAUGGGCUAUGCCGCCUACUUGGUCUUUCGCAGCGGGGGCGGCUUGCAAGGUCCCGCUAGGCCUGCUCUAGCCGUGUUUGCCGCCGGACUCGGCUACAACUGGGCGUGGCCUCCUUUCUUCUACGCCAAGCAAAAGUUUGCCCUGGCCAUGGUGGACAUGAAUAUGCUGUGCGGCACAGUGGCGCUGCUGGCCUACUUCUACUCGCCCAUCAACGAGCAGGCGGCUAACAUCAUGCUGCCAUGCAUGGCCUGGACGCUCGCCAUGGCCACCUUCAACUGCCGCGUGUGGCGCUGGAGCAGGCGCCGACCCAGUGAAUGA